Suillus bovinus is the source of this 966-nucleotide messenger RNA. RefSeq lists its product as uncharacterized. Lineage: Eukaryota; Fungi; Basidiomycota; Agaricomycetes; Boletales; Suillaceae. The record is from RefSeq and is a predicted model, not a curated record. The coding region runs from base 1 to 966 and encodes 321 amino acids. The transcript is spliced from 4 exons.
AUGCCUGUCACUGGCAAUCUCACUAGCAUGGCUCUUCCAACUCUUUAUUCUAAGCUCUCCAAGAGUUCAAACUCUUUGCAUAAUCAAGUUCCAAAGGAUACAGAGCUUCAAGACAAGCAGAUUUUUGAAGACCUCAAGACAGCAACAAAGUCAAGACUCGGGGUUCAAUUUACAGACUUGGAUAAUCAGGAUCGCUUACAAUGCCACUUCAAUUUCAACAACAAGGAUGCUUCUACAUUUGCAGAGGGGACCCUUCACCCCACAUUGCAGAUGGGCGAUGUUGAACACAUGUUAGCUAACACCGCAAAAAGUUUGAAGGGGUACAUCAUAUCAUUGAUGGAGGGCAUGGGUCUUGAGGCGUCUGUAGUCAAGAGUGCGCGUGAUUCCCAUCCCGUGUUUGAGCCCUCUUGGGGGGCAGCCCUCAACUCUAUCUCCUCCACAAUUUACCUCACAGCAUAUUGUCGCUACUUGGACUGGCGCAACCACAAAUACGACAAACACAAGUUGAUGCAUGUUGGCAUUCAACAACCCUCAGGCUCCGAGUCUACCAGUAGUACAACCAAUGCUACUUCACUCUCAUCCAUUCCAACAACUUCCUCCUCAUCUGAUCUGACGACUUGCACCUCGUCCAGCAUGACGCCGGCCUCUUUGUCUACUGGGUUAUCAUUCGACGCGCAGCCUGAGCGCUCAGCGAAGAAAUCGAAGUUUCAGCCAGAAGGUGAAGGGUCUAAGGGAACCCUGAAGAAAGAGGCAAAGGCGCAGGUGAAUGCGAGUAGCAAGGGGAAGGGAAGGGGAAGGGAAGGGGAAGGGGAAGGGGAAGGGGAAGGGGAAGGGGAAGGGGAAGGGGAAGGGGAAGGGGAAGGGGAAGGGGAAGGGGAAGGGGAAGGGAAGGGGAAGGGGAAGGGGAAGGGGAAGGGGAAGGGGAAGGGGAAGGGGAAGGGGAAGGGGAAGGGGAAUGGUCGUUAA